Molecule: messenger RNA, 2400 nt
Organism: Aureobasidium subglaciale EXF-2481
Lineage: Eukaryota; Fungi; Ascomycota; Dothideomycetes; Dothideales; Saccotheciaceae
Exons: 4
Coding region: 31-2058 (675 amino acids)
Biological process (GO): positive regulation of transcription from RNA polymerase II promoter by galactose; DNA-templated transcription
Cellular component (GO): nucleus
Molecular function (GO): DNA-binding transcription factor activity, RNA polymerase II-specific; zinc ion binding; RNA polymerase II cis-regulatory region sequence-specific DNA binding
Source: RefSeq, a predicted model, not a curated record
CAAAGACCAAUUGUGCACACAACGACAUACAUGUCAAUGUUAGAGAAUAGCACGGAACGUUUAGAUAGCACGCCACGAUCUGCGAAGCGCCGCAAGAUAGCAGUCGCUUGCGAUCCUUGCAGAAGACGCAAAGUUCGCUGCGAUGGCAUCCAGCCGACAUGCACGCAAUGCGUGACCGGCAGAAAGAGAUACACCUGCACUUACGAAGACAGAAUUCUAGAGCCGCAGAGAACAAAUUUCGAGGGCAUAGGAUCUAUUCUUGCGCGAACUGGGCGCGCUGAGGACUCACGCCACGUCGAACAUGAUCUAGCAUUCACGAACACGCUGGAAACACCGGCAGACACACUUGUAGCUGCUUCCGAAUAUUCUGAUGCAAACUUGGCUCGGUCAGAGGUGCAGGAUGUGAUCUUUGGCGCAUCUUCAUCGACGACGUUUAUGCAUCAGCUAUCCAGCAACCAGCACCGACAUACUCACGACUUUGUGCCUAAAGAGACGCGUCACGUCCCAGCCAAACUCAAAACUUCAGUGGUGAAGGCGGCAGUCAUGCCCCGUCGGCGUGUUGCAGACGAUCUUAUCAAGACUUAUUGGACAUUCGUACAUCCUCUGUUUCCGAUACUACACAGGCCUACCUUUGUGAGAAGCUACGAAAAGUUGUGGACUUCACAGCCAGAUGAGGAUCCUGAAACAAAUGACAGCCGUCGAGACUUUGAAGAAGCUCUGUUUCUCUCCACCCUCAAUAUCGUCUUCGCGGUGAGCACGCGCUUCUGCAACUCUAUACCAAAGUUGGAGAAAGGAACCAUGGUCUCAGACUUCUAUAACAUGUCGAAGCAGACGUUUCAGUACGACGCCCUUGAUUGCACCUCUUUCCCAGUACUUCAGAUGCUGCUUCUUCAGGCUGUCCAUCUGCAGUCUACAACCGAAGUAACAAGAUGUUGGAAUCUCUUAGGUGUCGCAAUUCGAAUGGCGCAGAGUCUCGGGUUACAUUCAGAACAAACAUAUCAAAGUCAGAAGACAGUAUACAGCCGGGAGAUGGGCAAGAGACUUUGGCACUCAUGCCUUGUUCUAGACAGAUUGGUCGCUGCGACAUUCGGGUGGCCGAUGAUGAUUCGGGGCGGGCACUCUACACUCCUACCCAUGUUGAGCGACGACACUCUGAGUGUUCAGGACAAAGAGGCUCCAUCUUCAGUGAGAAUGACAUGUGAGCUCCCCAUCUUCAGAUGCACCUGUGAUCUGUUCGACGUUGUUGGUGAAAUACUGUCGGCGCUCUAUUGUGACAACGGAGCUUUGAACUCUGUGGGAAGUAGCCGAGAUCAGCGAUCUCAAAGCCUGUCACAAAUUGCAAGCUUGAACGGCCGAUUAGAAGCGUUUCUCAUUUCGAUUCCUGAUCAUAUUCGCGACUUCAUCGAAGGGCGAGGGCGCAUCGCUUCCGAUGACAUCUCGGUCCUUAACGAGCACGCUGUUUCGUGCAGGUUCCUCUAUACUCGCAUACUUCUUCUGCGCCCUGCCCUGUUGCUGCUUCCGUCGGGUUCGGACAGUACCGAUGAGGAGUACAUGCCUCAUGAGGAUCGACAAGUUAUACAUAAUGUCGAGCUUUGUACGACGACAAGUGAACGCCUAUUGAAUAUACUCUACAAUAGUCUUGACUCUUCCUUCCGCGUAGCCGACUGGCAUGUCGUUUACAUGACAUUCACAGCUGCAACUUCCAUGCUAGCCAUGAAGAGAUACGCUUCUACUCGCCUACCUGUUCUGGUUUCCAGCAUCGACGUCUGCAUCCAGAGAUCAUACCACAUCCUUCGGUGCAUGGAAUCUAGUGUACCCGUUUCGACACAAAGCCUCCACUCUCUACAACUCCUAGACCGUCACAUUAAUGAGAGCUUUGGUGGACGACGAAGUGUCGCUGAGCAGAACUUCACGCCAGCGAUGGAGCAGUUGAACGACAUGACGAGUAUUGAAGACUUUGAUGACUUCGAUUGGCUUGCGAACCCGAGUGCGAUGUUGAGUCAACAGAUGCUAGGUUCGGAGUGGCUCGGAGAUUCUGGCGCGUGGUUCAAUCAAUGAGUUCGUGAUCGGACACGGGAAUGUGGCACGAUCCUUGUCGGAGGAAAGUUUGAGGAAAUAAUACUUGGAUGUUGUAUGAGAUCAAAGAGAUGCCAUGUACUUCUCAUGUUGCUGGCAGUAAACCGGCUACUCCCAACGCAAUAAAGCUGGGCACUGCCGUUCUAUCAGUCCAAAGACGCCUUGCCGCAGCAGGUUAUAAUGGUACAUGGUAGAGUCUAGCGAUGGGUGUUCGAAGGCGUAAUCUGAUCCCAGUCCAAAAUCUACACAUGACUGAGAAAAGGCGGCGUUUUAGUUCCAUGUUACACAGACAUUUUUGACACUUAUUGCUGAUAAUGGAGUAUC